CAAAGGAAGCUUCUCGCUUGUCAGUAUCAUCUUCUUCAUCUCGGAACGAAAAAAAAACGUUGCUCUCUCCCUCUCUCUCUCACUCUUCUCUCAAGGGUUUCAAUUUCCCGCGCAUUAUAGACGACGAAAACAUGGCUCCUAAAACGGAUAACACAGAAGCGAUCGUUCUCAACUUUGUAAACGAGCAAAACCGACCUCUGAACACCCAAAACGCAGCUGAUGCUCUGCAGAAGUUUAGCCUCAAGAAGACUGCUGUUCAGAAAGCGCUUGAUAGCCUCGCUGAUGCUGGCAAAAUCACUUUUAAAGAGUAUGGCAAGCAGAAGCUGUACAUCGCUAGGCAAGACCAGUUCGAGAUUCCAAACACUGAAGAGCUUGCUCUGAUGAAAGAAGAAAACGCAAAGCUUCAAGAACAGGUUCAGGAGAAGAGGAAGACAAUCAGUGAAGUGGAGUCAGAAAUAAAGAGCUUGCAGUCAAACUUAACACUAGAGGAGAUACAAGAGAAAGAUGCUAAGCUAAGGAAAGAGGUUAGGGAAAUGGAAGAGAAACUGCUCAAACUACGUGAAGGUGUUACAUUGGUGAGGCCGGAAGACAAGAAGGCUGUUGAAGAUAUGUACUCUGACAAGAUCAAUCAGUGGAGAAAGCGUAAGAGGAUGUUCAGAGACGUUUGGGAUACUGUCACUGAGAAUUUUCCAAGAGAUAUUAAGGAGUUUAAGGAGGAGCUUGGAGUUGAAUAUGAUGAAGAUGUCGGCCUAAGUCUGCAGGCUUAUUCUGAUCUGAUUCCACAUGGUAAAAAGAGGGGCAGAGGGCAGUAACUUUCAGGUUUACUUACCUCAGUGGACGUAGAAGAAGCUUCUUCAAGUUUCAAAACGAUGUUAUUUUCUGCAGCAAUCUCCUUCAAUACCUUCAUCCUAGCUUCUCUCGGUGGAUGUCUUGUCGACAACUUCUGAAUGAUCUAUAGUAUAACACC
Messenger RNA from Brassica oleracea var. oleracea, 967 nucleotides. RefSeq names its product homologous-pairing protein 2 homolog. Gene Ontology annotation, biological process: homologous chromosome pairing at meiosis; meiotic joint molecule formation; meiotic strand invasion involved in reciprocal meiotic recombination. Lineage: Eukaryota; Viridiplantae; Streptophyta; Magnoliopsida; Brassicales; Brassicaceae. Gene Ontology annotation, cellular component: DNA recombinase auxiliary factor complex; condensed nuclear chromosome. The record is from RefSeq and is a predicted model, not a curated record. The coding region runs from base 132 to 812 and encodes 226 amino acids. The transcript has 7 exons. Gene Ontology annotation, molecular function: double-stranded DNA binding; recombinase activator activity.